UGGUAGCAUCACAAAGCUACGACGCGUGCUCGGAUUAAUUUAAGUAGUUUUAAGCCGUGUACCUACCUUUUCGUGAUGGAGCAAAUUUUAAACAAAUUUUUAAAUAAAAAAAUUAUAUUAAUUUUAUUAUUUUAUAUAAAUAUUACUACAUGUGUGAAAUAUUAUACUACAAAACCGGACUAUUUGAAAAGUUGUACAAUAUAUAAACCAGAGUUUACAAAAUGUUCGACUGAAAGUAUACAAGGUGUAAUGAGUUAUAUAUUUACAAAUAGCUUACCGGAAUUAAAGGAAGAAUUUGGUUCACUUGAUCCAAUGAAACUUGAUCAACUUUUAUUUAAGCAGGACAACAAUGAAGCCGUUACCAUUAGAGCUAAUUUGACUAAUUUGCUCGUAAGAGGUCUUAAGGAACUUAAAAUCAAAGAAAGUCGAGUAAGUAAAAAAGACUUCAGUUGGGAAACGAAAAUAUUUAUACCACAUUUUCGCAUUGACGGAAAUUAUAAGAUGGAAGGAAGAAUUCUGUUAAUACCUUUGAGUGGGAAUGGAAAAAUGUUUAUUGAACUUGAAAAUUUGGAUAUAAUAAUGCAUACAAAGACGCGUUUAUUUGAAAGAGGCAACUUUACAUUCUACAAUGUUACAAAUAUACGCGUGGAUCUUAAUCUGGGUGGCUUGAAAACCUAUUUCGAUAAUUUAUUCAAUGGCAGAAGUUUAGAAGUAGAGCGAAGCACAAAUCAAUUUUUCAAUGAAAAUUGGCCUGAAUUCUUUGAGGCUUUAAGGCCUCUGAUUUCAGAGACAGUUGAACGUGUACUAUUUGAUAUUUUACACAAAGUAUUUGACAUUAUACCGGCAAACUUUUUCGUUGAAGAUAUUCCUACAUCAAAGGAAUUAUAUAAAAAGAAAAGCUAAUUAAA
Teleopsis dalmanni is the source of this 908-nucleotide messenger RNA. Its product is annotated as protein takeout-like. NCBI's taxonomy places the organism in Eukaryota, Metazoa, Arthropoda, Insecta, Diptera, Diopsidae. Bases 76 to 903 code for a protein of 275 amino acids. The transcript is spliced from 4 exons. The record is from RefSeq and is a predicted model, not a curated record.